Aspergillus glaucus CBS 516.65 is the source of this 1547-nucleotide messenger RNA. Its product is annotated as WD40 repeat domain-containing protein. NCBI's taxonomy places the organism in Eukaryota, Fungi, Ascomycota, Eurotiomycetes, Eurotiales, Aspergillaceae. The transcript has a single exon. The record is from RefSeq and is a predicted model, not a curated record. Gene Ontology annotation, molecular function: protein binding. Bases 278 to 1531 code for a protein of 417 amino acids.
CCGCUACAUUGGUUUAUCCGUUUCACAAAGAAACUGAUAAGGAAUAAUGUCGGACCGAUUAGUUUCGCCGGUCCGAUGAUAUAGGCCAGCGUGAGCGCUCCGACCUACAACCUCUCUCAAGUGUACACGUUACUGCUAGCAUUUCUCUGUCAUGCAUGUCAAUUAUUCGCAGGGUCAAAGCGCGCGAACAUAUCACUGUCGGCUUACCAUUUUGGCUCAGCCACGCUGAAAUUCCAAAAAGCGAUGCGUCAGAGCAGAUACAGUACAAACCAUACAAAUGUCCAUGUCAAUGAACGGAAGAAAAUUCGUGGAAGAUUUUACCUACACCCUUGAGCGUGAUUUCACUUCUCCCUCUGGAAAGCCUGCAGCCUGGGCUCCAGACCAUCCGAAACAAUGGGGUCAAGAGAGAGCGAAGAUUCGGCUGGAUGGAACAGCAACAACGCCCACUCUUAGUCCUGAUGAUAGGUUUGUUGCAGUUGGGGUCGAUGAAGAAUUACACGUCUUUGAUGUUGCUACGCAGGAGCGUCUCGAAGUGCUGACAGAUGGAGAGCUGAUUGAGACUGUUAAGUUUGCGCCAGGUUUUGUUGAGAACAGCAAUGGCAAAGACACCCGCUAUGUUUUAGCGUCACAAGGUGGUGGUGAGAAGACCAUGGUUAUUCUGUGGGAGCUGGACGAGCAGGGGAAACUCGCAGCCAAGACAAUACAUGAGCAAGAACACAGACUCUGCUUCGAGGGCGAACUAGGCUCGUUCAGUCCUGACGGCAAAACGAUGAUCUUUAUUAGCCAGAACGAAACAACCCAAGACGAAACACGUGAAGCUGCGUCCCUUCCCUGUGUCAAUCUGUGGAAUAUCGAGACUAGGUCCUUUCGACACAAACUGCUGGGCCACACGGACUCUAUAACGUGGGCUGCCAUGAGCCCAGAUAACAAGCUGGUCGCAUCCGUCGCAUGGGAUCGCACAACACGGGUCUGGGAUGCCAGUUCUGGGUCCUGUCUUCACGUCUUGGGGCCUUUUGGCGGCCAGCUCUGGAGCGGAGCCUUCUCUCCGGAUCAAAAGUACCUUGCCAUUAACCAAGGGAAUCCAAAGACCCAUGUCCACGUCUACGACAUCGCCACGGAGCAACCAGUGUCUCGCUUUGAUGGAUUGCAUCGCUCGGCACGUUCUCUGUCCUGGAGUCAUGAUGGGACCAUGCUAGCCAACGAGGCUGAUGAAGGAACGCUUUGCAUCUGGGAUCCAUACACGGGAGAGGAGCGGAUGCGAUGGUGUCUAGCAUUUGAUGAUCUCCUGAUGCGUCGCUUUGCUACCACUCGAGCAGUGCAGUUUGUGGAUGGUGGCCGGAAGUUGGUGUUUCAGAUUAGAGAGGGAACCGUGGAGGCGUAUGAUUUUGAAAGCAAUCUCAAGCGGCAAUUUACAAGGGGGGUGGGGGGUAAGAUAGACAAAUGUCCUAUUUCGGAGAUGGUUUGCUCAAGGGAUUCAAAAUUUGUUGUUGUCCCCGAUAUGGAUGGAGUCUUGAGAAUUUGGGACCUCUAGGCUUGUUUUUUAGUGU